AAAAAAAAAAAAGAAAUUGAACAACCUAGAUAAAAAAAAAAUAAAACAGAGCUGUGAGAGAGAGAAGAAGAAGAAAAAAAACCGCCACAGAUAGAAAUGAUGAAGCAGAGCUCAUCGGAUGCAGUCUCAUCCUCUUCAUCAUCCAUCGACCUAUCUCACCCCUCAUCCUCCUCCUCCUCAUCGGACAAGCCCCUCUGCUCCUCAUCGAUUUCCCCCGCCGAAGACCACCAGGUCGGAUCGUCGAGAGACGGGAGCGGAGGCGCUCAAGAGAUCGUGGCCAUCGAUCGCCGAGGAGAUUACACGGCCAUGUGCCGAUGGACGGUCGAGAACUUCACACGUGUCAAAGCCAAGGCACUGUGGAGCAAGUACUUCGAUGUGGGAGGCUACGAUUGCCGUCUCCUCGUUUACCCUAGAGGAGACUCUCAGGCCCUUCCUGGCUACAUCAGCAUCUAUCUUCAGAUCAUGGACCCUCGCGGAACGUCGUCGUCUCGCUGGGACUGUUUCGCUAGCUACAGGCUCUCGAUCGUCAACCAUGUGGAUGAGUCUCUCACGAUACAUAAGGAUUCUUGGCAUAGAUUCUCUAGUAAGAAGAAAUCGCACGGGUGGUGCGAUUUCACGCUUAACUCGAGUGUGUUGGAUCCAAAGAUGGGGUUUUUGUUUAACAAUGAUUCCUUGCUUAUUACUGCUGAUAUCUUGAUUCUCAAUGAGUCUGUUAGCUUUAGCCGUGAUAGCAACAAUGAGUCGGGAUCGUUGUUUAAGGAAGCUGGGCCAAUGCCGGAUGUGUUGAGUGGGAAGUUCACUUGGAAAGUGAAUAAUUUUAGCUUGUUUAAGGAGAUGAUCAAGACGCAGAAGAUAAUGAGCCCUGUGUUUCCUGCUGGGGAGUGUAACUUGAGGAUUAGUGUGUACCAGAGCGUGGUUAACUCCCAGGAAUACAUAUCUAUGUGUUUGGAGAGUAAAGAGACUGAUAAGACCAUGGUUUCGGAUAGGAGCUGUUGGUGUUUGUUUAGGAUGUCGGCUUUGAAUCAGAAGCCUGGGUGCACUCACAUGCAUAGAGAUUCGUAUGGGAGGUUUGCUGCUGAUAACAAGAACGGUGAUAACACGAGCUUGGGCUGGAACGAUUACAUGAAAAUGUCUGACUUUGUGAACCCGGAAUCAGGUUUUUUGCUCGAUGACACGGCUGUGUUUAGCACCUCCUUUCAUGUUAUCAAAGAGUUCAGUAGCUUUACUAAGAAUGGCGGGUUGGUCAUGGGAAGAAAUAAUGGAAAUGGAGCAAGGAAAUCAGAUGCGCAUAUGGGGAGAUUCACUUGGAGAAUUGAAAACUUCACUAAGUUAAAGGAUCUUCUGAAGAAGAGAAAGAUAACAGGUCUUUGCAUUAAAAGUAGAAGGUUUCAAAUUGGGAACCGGGAUUGUCGACUUAUUGUUUACCCCCGAGGGCAGUCCCAGCCACCAUGUCAUCUUUCAGUAUUUCUUGAAGUGACGGAUUCAAGAAGUUCUAGUGAUUGGAGCUGUUUUGUUAGCCACAGACUAUCAGUUGUGAACCAGAGAUUGGAGGAGAAGUCGGUGACAAAGGAAUCUCAGAAUCGCUACUCGAAAGCUGCAAAAGAUUGGGGUUGGCGUGAGUUUGUGACACUUACUAGUUUGUUUGAUCAAGACUCUGGAUUUCUUGUUCAGGAUACCGUUGUGUUCUCCGCUGAGGUUCUUAUCUUGAAAGAGACAUCUAUUACGAAAGACUAUGUGGAGGCAGAAUCAUCUAAUUCAGCUUCACAGAUUGAUAGUAGCGUGAAAAGAAGUUCGUUUACGUGGAAAGUGGAGAAUUUCCUGGCGUUCAAGGAAAUAAUGGAAACACGAAAGAUUUUUAGCAAGUUCUUUCAGGCUGGUGGAUGUGAACUCCGGAUUGGUGUAUAUGAGUCCUUUGACACCAUAUGCAUAUAUUUAGAGAGUGAUCAAUCUGCGGGUACAGAUGUGGACAAUAACUUCUGGGUUAAGUACAAGAUGGGUAUUCUGAACCAAAAGAAUCCGGCCAAAAGUGUAUGGAAGGAGUCAUCGAUAUGUACAAAGACAUGGAAUAAUUCCGUCUUACAGUUUAUGAAGGUCUCUGACAUGUUGGAGGCUGAUGCAGGGUUUCUUGUGCGUGACACUGUUGUUUUUGUGUGUGAAAUAUUGGACUGUUGUCCGUGGUUUGAGUUUUCAGACUUAGAGGUCUUGGCUUCAGAUGAUGACCAAGAUGCCUUAACCACUGAUCCUGAUGAAAUUAUUGAUUCUGAGGAGAGUGAGGGCAUAAGUGGGGACGAGGAAGACACUUUCCAAGAUUUUCUUUCCCAAGCUGGAUUCCAUCUCUCGUUUGGUGAGAAUCCUUCACAGCCCCAGGUUACUCUUCGAGAAAAGCUGCUAAUGGAUGCGGGUGCAAUUGCUGGAUUUCUUACUGGAUUGCGUGUUUAUCUUGACGACCCUACUAAAGUAAAGCGCUUACUUCUUCCCACGAAAAUAUCUUGUAAUGAUAGAAGCAAGCUAACCAAAAGUGAUGAAUCUUCACCCAGUCUGAUGAAUUUGCUGAUGGGUGUUAAAGUUCUACAGCAAGCAAUUAUUGACUUACUUCUAGAUAUCAUGGUCGAGUGUUGUCAACCUUCUGAGGAGGAAGGCUCUUGUUCUGAGCCUUCUUUAAUCGACCCAAAGACAGAUGGCUGCGUGGCGUCAACUUCUUUGGAGCCAACAAGGGAAAAUGGAGCAGCAGAACCUUCACAACAUCUUGUUAACGAGAGAUUCAAAUCUGAUGCAGAUGCUACUACCCUCAGUACCUCAGCUGUGCACAGCUCUGGGAUGAAUGGGAUUGAUAUACUUGAGAAAGUCCUUGCAAUAGAGCCUGUUUCUCCCCCUGAAACAUAUGCUAGGCAGUCUUCCGAUGGUUCUGUCCAAUCAAAGACAAAAUGGCCAGAACAAUCUGAGGAGCUAUUGGGACUAAUUGUUAACUCACUGAAAACCCUUGAUUCGGCUGUUCCACAAGGUUGCCCUGAGCCUAGACGACGACCUCACUCAGCUCAAAAGAUUGCUCUUGUAUUAAACAGAGCGCCCAAACAUUUGCAAUCAGAUUUAGUUAGUCUGGUUCCUAAACUGGUUGAGCAUUCGGAGCACCCGCUAGCUGCUUAUGCACUUAUUGAACGGCUUCAAAAGCCUGAAGCUGAACCAGCAUUGCGUCAACCAGUUUACAAUGCUCUUAGCCAGUUAGAUUGUGACAGUGAAGUGUGGGAGCACAUUCUACUUCAGUCAUUUGAGAUUCUGAGCGACUCAAAUGGGGAAAAUCUUAUGGCGACCAUUCAUUUCAUAUUUAAAACUGCCUCCCAGUGCCAACACCUACCUGAAGCCGUAAGGUCAGUCCGUGAGCGGCUUAAAAGCCUGGGUGCUGACGUGCCUGUUUGCGUCCUUGAAUAUCUUAGUAAAACUGUACACAGUUGGACUGAAAUUGCCGAAAUGCUACUUAAGGACAUCAACUGUGACGACAGUCUAGGGGACAAUUUUGUGACAUUACCCUGCGGGCCUUUUCUGAUUGGUGAAAAUGAGACUACCUCCGAAAUGGCGGAUUUGAUGGAUGAGCAUGAAUUCUAUUCAAACAGACAAUUUUGUGAUGUCUACAUUCUUCUGGAAAUGUUGUCCGUUUCGUGCCUAGCUGUGGAGGCAUCUCAAACAAUCGAAAGAGCUGUUGCUCGUGGAGCCAUUGGUGCUCAGUCUGUUGCUAUGGUCCUUGAAAAAAGACGUGUUCAGGGCCCAAAUCUGAGUGCUACAAGUGGGGAUCCUGUAUUGGAAGGAGAAGCCAGUGAUGAACAAGCCGCUGAAGGGAUUGAGUUCAGGGCAAUUCUUAAUCUUGCGGAGACAUUAACUCAUUCUGGAGAUCCUCAAGUGAGGGGGUUUGUUAAAAUGCUAUACACAAUAUUAUUCAAAUGGUUUCCUGAUCAGACCUUUAGAUUUCAAAUACUGCGGAGACUUGUAGAUAGAUUCACCAGCCCUGCGAGUAGCAGCAGUGAGUUAGACCUAGAGUUGGAGGUUCUUGCUCUUCUGAUUUUUCAGGAACAAGAGGUUGCGAGACCCGUUUUAGCCAUGCUGAAAAAGGUUGUGGAACAUGCAAAUAUUGACAGGGCCGCUCUGUGGCACCAACUGCGUGUAAACAAAGAAGAGCUUGUCAGAUUGAAGGAAGAAAAGAAGACAGAGAUUCAAACUCUAACUAAGGAGAAAUCUGCCAUCACACAAAAAUUAAGUGAAUCUGAGGCUGCAAACACCCGUCUUAAGUCUGAAAUGAAAGCUGAGACGGACCGAUUUGCUCGGGAAAGGAAGGAUCUGGUAGAACAGUUUCGGGAUGUGGAGAGUCAACUGGAGUGGGUGCGGUCAGAACGUCAAGAUGAGAUAGCUAAGCUCUCGUCUGAGAAGAAAAGUCUUCUGAAUCGCCUUCACGAGGCAGAGACGCAACUUUCUUUGCUUAAAACUCGAAAGCAUGAUGAACUUAAGAAGGUAGGGAAAGAGAAAACUGCUCUAAUGGAGAAGCUAAAGGUAACAGAGGUAGCGCGGAAAAGAUUUGAAGAAGAGCUGAAACGGUAUGCCACAGAGAAUGUAACUCGUGAAGAACUCCGCAAGUCACUUGAGGAUGAAAUCAGACGAUUGACGCAAACAGUAGGGCAAACAAAAGAAGAGAAACGAGAGAAAGAAGAUCAGGUUGCUCGUUGUGAAGCUUACAUUGAUGGAAUGGAAUCCAAACUCCAAGCUUGCCAGGAAUACAUCCUCACACUCGAAUCCUCACUUCGAGAUGAGAUGUCAAGACAUGCGCCUCUAUACGGUGCCAAUUUAGAUACUCUAUCGCCGAAGGAACUUGAUACAAUAGCUCGGAUCCAUGAGGAAGGGCUAAGGCAGAUCCAUGCCCUUCAACAACAACGUAAAGGAAAUGGUUUACCGCAUGGUCUCCCUCAUGGUCAUACACUUUACCCGACUACACCACCUCAGCUUCCUCCCAUGCCGAUCGGUUUGCCACCUCAGAUUCUUCCUAAUGGUUCAGGGGUUCACUCAAACGGACAUGUUAACGGUUCGGUCAGGCCCUGGUUUAGCCACCACACCUAAAAAAAAAUACAUAUUUUCUUUCACGGGAAGACUACAACAAAAGAAUGGCCUCUUGACUUUGUUUUUGAGAGGUAAAUCAAUCAAUCAAUAUCAUCCAUGUUUAUUUUUGUCUGAGAUUUUCGGAGGGGUUUUUGGACUGAUAGAACCAUUGGGGAAAAUCAAUGUAGAAGAUGAAUAAGAAAAAUAGAAGAGGAUACAGAUGCACAAACAUGUUUGUGAAAGAAAAAUAUUGUAUAAGCUGUUAUGCCAAUGGAACUAACAGUUGCCUUAACAUUUAUGGCAUGGAUCCAACCCAAAUCGGGUAUUAAGAUAUAGCUUUAAGAAUGGCGUUGUGUUUGUCCUUAGUUAAGACAGACUUAGCUUUAGGACAUUGUCG
Messenger RNA from Eruca vesicaria subsp. sativa (arugula), 5473 nucleotides. Lineage: Eukaryota; Viridiplantae; Streptophyta; Magnoliopsida; Brassicales; Brassicaceae. The record is from the annotation of a GenBank genome assembly.